This is a messenger RNA of Quercus robur (English oak), 1987 nucleotides long. RefSeq names its product methyltransferase FGSG_00040. The transcript has a single exon. Gene Ontology annotation, molecular function: protein binding. NCBI's taxonomy places the organism in Eukaryota, Viridiplantae, Streptophyta, Magnoliopsida, Fagales, Fagaceae. The record is from RefSeq and is a predicted model, not a curated record. Bases 129 to 1724 code for a protein of 531 amino acids.
AAAACUUAGAAUAAGCAAUUUGACCGUUACAAAAUCCUCAUAUUCAAAUCCCUCAACAUACUUCACCACUGACCAGUCAAAGACGCAAAAGCAGUUUCAGUCCACCACCCACUACCAUCAAAAAAACAAUGACAGAACUCGAAAUGGCCGAAGAGCAAAUGCAACAGCUCAGAUCCAAAGCCAAGGAGCACCUCCUCAGAGAAGAAUGGGAAGACUCCAUACUUGCCUACUCUCACUUCAUCAAUCUUUGCCAAGACCAAAUCUCAAACACCCAACAUCACUUAGACCCAGAAAACCUUUCCAAGCUCCACAAAUCUCUCUGCUUAGGGCUCUCAAAUCGAGCCGAGGCACGGUCCAGGCUGAGAGAAUUUGAUGAAGCAUUGAAGGAUAGUGAACAAUCUUUGAAAAUUGAGAGUACCCAUUUCAAGACCCUGCUAUGCAAAGGUAAGAUUUUGCUAAAUCUCAAUAGGUACUCUAUGGCUUUGGACUGUUUCAACACUGCUCUUUUGGAUCCUCAGGCUAAUGAGAAUGCUGAAAGCCUUAAUGGGUAUCUGGAGAAAUGCAAAAAGCUAGAGUUUUUAUCAAGGACCGGAGGCUUUGAUCUCUCGGAUUGGAUUGUAAACAAGUAUCGAGGAAAGUCCCCAGAACUAGCCGAGUACAUUGGUGCUGUGCAGAUAAGGAAAUCUGUGAUUAGUGGGCGUGGCCUAUUUGCAACAAAGAACAUUGAUGCUGGGACUUUGGUGUUGGUCACCAAAGCAAUUGCCACAGAGAGAGGUAUAUUGCCUAGUGAAGAUUCAGGUGAGAAUGCCCAAUUGGUUAUGUGGAAGAAUUUCAUUGAUAAAGUUACAAGUUCAAUUGCAAAAUGUCCUAGAACAUGUUAUUUGAUUAAUACAUUGUCAAUUGGCGAAGAUGAGGACGUGUUAGAGGUUCCAGAUAUAAGUCUUUUUAGGCCUGAGGCUGAAGAGGAAAGAAGAGACUUGGAUAAGAAGAUUGAUAUGGCUAGUAUUCUAAACAUCUUGGAUGUGAAUUCUCUGGUUGAAGAUACAGUUUCAGCCAAAGUUUUGGGGAGGAACAGUGAUUAUUAUGGUGUUGGAUUGUGGGUAUUAGCUUCAUUCAUUAACCAUGCUUGUAGUCCUAAUGCAAGGCGUUUGCAUGUAGGGGAUUAUGUGAUGGUUCAUGUUUCAAGGGAUGUUAAGGCAGGUGAAGAGAUUACAUUUGCUUAUCAUGAUGUGCUUUUGCCAUUGGAUAAGCGUAGAGAAAUGUCAAACUCAUGGGGGUUUCAAUGUAAUUGUAAGAGGUGCAAGUUUGAGGAGGAAAUGAGUGAAAAGCAAGAGAUUAGAGAAAUUGAAAUUGGCCUUGAAAGAGGGAUAGAUAUGGGUGGUGCAGUGUACAGAUUAGAGGAAUGUAUGAGGAGAUGUGUAGUGAGGGGUAAGCAGAAAGGCUAUUUGAGGGCAUCCUAUUGGUCUGCAUAUUCUGAGGCUUAUGGUUCACAGAAGUCAAUGAAGAGAUGGGGACAGCGGAUUCCAGCUGUGGACGUGGUGGUGGAUAGUUUAGUUGAAGUAAUGGGAAGUGAUGAGAGGUUAUUGAAGGCAUUGAUCGAAGGAUUGAAUAAAAGUUCAGGGGUGUUGGACAAGGAGAGGGCUUUGAAGCUGGGAAGAGGAGUGUAUGGAAAGGUGGUUAAGAAACAAGCAUUAAGGACUCUACUUGAGAUUGGCUUAUUUUGACAAACCUAUUAUCUUUUCAUUGUUAACAAAAUCCAUAGCAACACACAAGUUCUACUUUUUUUUUUCUUUUUCCUGCCACUUUGAUUUGUUUAAUAGCUUCGAGUUAUAUUACCUCAAGGCUCAAGCUACAAGUCUAUUCAUUUUGUUCUUGCUAACAAACCUACUUAGCUUAGCUUCUGCUUUUUUUUUUUUGGUUGUUGUUGUUGUUGUUGACAUGUUGUUAACAAAACUAUUUAGCUACACACAAGUUCCAUUCAGUUUUC